AGUGGGGGGAAAUGGAGGUUAAGGAUGAAAUGUGAUCGUCCUGGGGGACAAGACAUCCGAGGUUUGACGAUUAAGCAUCAAGACUGGCUUAGACCGGGGGUGGUGGGGAACCAAAAGCUGUCGAGGAGAGGCUGCAAUCCAGGUAGGGCAAAGUCCUCCAGAGAUGGAGUGGAAACUGGAGCGCACCGCCCGGAGGAGGAUCCGAACUGAAGAAGAGAUGCUGUGGGAGGAUGUCAUGCGGGUGCUCGCCAAAGACAUGAAGCAGAAGAGAGGUCAAGGUUCUCCCAAGGUAUUUGAUGCAGUUAAUACUACAUAUUCUAACUUCAAGAGCAACUUUGCCAAGAGACUAUCGGCUGAGGUUCCUGUUGCCAGUAGCCCAAUUACCACAAGAUGGCGGCAAAGCCAAACUAGGGAUGUGGCAGCCCACUCCUUUGGCGAAGAGCAUUCAACCACAGACUUCACAGAAACUGUGCUGAGGAUGACUCCUGAGAAAGAGACCUUGAGUCCAGGAUCCUACAAGGAACCACUGAAGACCCCCAACAAAGGAAGUUUUGAAACAAGUAACUCUGCUUUCCAUUUUUGCAAGGCAUCUCAUGCACUGGACAGGGGCUGGAAGGAAAAUGUUGCCUCAACAGGCCAGAAAUGCUUAAACCAGCUAUUUUCGACCCAGAAGGUGGCUCAGCAGGUUAACGGGAAAAUGCAGCUCUGUGAGCAGCCCCAGUGCAUUUGGAAAGGCUGCAAUGAUGGAGUAAAAGAUGGGUACUUCUACAUUCAAAGUUUCAGUGAUACAAACUAUUCCAUACUCCAGCCAGAGGUGAAGAUUCAUCUUACUGGUCUUCGAAAUGACUACUAUCUAAAUGUUUUGGACUGGAAUUUUCAAAAUCUUGUUGCUAUAGCCCUUGGAUCUUCUGUGCACAUCUGGAAUGGGGAAAGCCACAGUGGUAUUGAAAAUAUAGAUUUAAGUCUCACUUGUAACUAUGUAUCUUCUGUGUCUUGGAUUGAAAAAGGAAACUACCUGGCAGUUGGCACCAGCGAGGGAGAAGUGCAGUUAUGGGAUGUGGUCACUAAAAAGCGGCUGAGAAAUAUGCUCGGUCAUUUGUCAGUAGUUGGGGCUCUGAGCUGGAAUCACUGUAUCCUUAGCAGCGGGUCGAGACUGGGCCGUGUUUAUCAUCACGAUGUUCGGGUAGCCCAGCACCGUGUUGGAACUCUUCACCACAAGCAAGCUGUGUGUGCCCUGAAGUGGUCGCCAGAUGGCAGGCUGCUUUCCAGUGGCUGCAGUGACGGGCUGCUGACUAUAUGGCCCCAUGAUCCAGGUGUGACUGCACAGGGUCACCCACUAAAAGUCAUACCCCAACCUACAGCAGUCAAGGCCAUGGAUUGGUGUCCCUGGCAGUCUGAAGUCCUUGCUGUUGGAGGAGGAAUGAAGGAUGGACACUUACACAUCCUGGACAUAAAUACUGGGCAGAGCAUCCAGACCCCAAGCACAAACUCACAGAUUUGUUCCCUUGUCUGGCUACCAAAGACAAAGGAGAUUGCAACUGGCCAAGGUUCUCCUAAGAAUGAUGUGACUGUGUGGGCCUGCCCUGCUCUGGCCAGGUCAGGUGGGUUUUUUGGCCACAGAGGCAGAGUGCUGCACCUGGCUUUGAGUCCAGACCAGACCAAGGUGUUUUCUGCUGCAGCUGAUGGCAUAGCCUGUGUAUGGAAUUGCCACUAGUCACUCAGCCCCUCUCAGCCUCAGCUUCCUCAUUUCUAAGUGAGAAUAAUGAUGUUGGCUUUGACUUCUCCAUAGUGUUGU
This is a messenger RNA of Phacochoerus africanus (Common warthog), 1795 nucleotides long. It is a transcript of the gene CDC20B, whose product is annotated as cell division cycle 20B. Gene Ontology annotation, biological process: positive regulation of anaphase-promoting complex-dependent catabolic process; positive regulation of ubiquitin protein ligase activity; anaphase-promoting complex-dependent catabolic process. Gene Ontology annotation, molecular function: ubiquitin ligase activator activity; protein binding; anaphase-promoting complex binding. The coding region runs from base 164 to 1714 and encodes 516 amino acids. The transcript is spliced from 12 exons. Gene Ontology annotation, cellular component: anaphase-promoting complex. The record is from RefSeq and is a predicted model, not a curated record. NCBI's taxonomy places the organism in Eukaryota, Metazoa, Chordata, Mammalia, Artiodactyla, Suidae.